Messenger RNA from Grosmannia clavigera kw1407, 2382 nucleotides. Its product is annotated as hsp70 family protein. The record is from RefSeq and is a predicted model, not a curated record. The coding region runs from base 1 to 2382 and encodes 793 amino acids. The transcript has 4 exons. NCBI's taxonomy places the organism in Eukaryota, Fungi, Ascomycota, Sordariomycetes, Ophiostomatales, Ophiostomataceae.
AUGAGUUCGUUGAACUCGAGAUUCAAAGCCCUUGGUUUUGGAAAGCGCAAGUCCACCACCAGUAUACCAGGCAACUUUCCACCACAACAGGCUACCUACGCUUCCAACCCACCGCCUCCCCAGAUUUCACGACAGUUCUCACCCCAUCCCACUCCCCCUCCUUUUCAGCCGCAAACACAACAGCAGCAACCUCAACACGCUCAGACUCAGGCGCCGCCCCCUUCGCACACUCCUCAACCUCAAGGAGCACAGGCGCCUCUUCCUCCUUUUCCAUCUCCGACCCAGAUUCCUAUCUCGUCAAGCUCUCCUCCCCCUCAAUCCUUUGGUGCCGCGCCUCUAGGCAUCCAGGUGCCCAACCAAACGUCGCCUCCUCCCCAGUUACAACAGCAACAACAACAACAGCCGCCAUCCACCAUGAAUCAUAACAUACCGGGCGUUCGUCCGCCCAGCUACAAUUCUGGAUAUCCCCAACCCGGUGUCCAGAACCCUCUCGGUCGUGCAAGUCCAGGCGCUCCUCGUGCGCCACCAAGCCAGAUGGUCGGUGGCCCGCCUCCCAUCAACACUGGCGCUCCCGUCUCCGGCUACCCACCGCCGAUGCAGCUUCCGGGCGGUACUCCACAAUCCAUGGGUGGACCGCCUGGAUACACCGGCGCCCCUGCUGGCUACGGCGCACCUCAGCAGGCCCAGCAGCCUAUACAGGGCAUCUACGGACGUCCUGCGGCCGAGGUUGAGGGAAGCAGCCGGAGUAAAGCACAGCUGAUCGUUGGUAUCGAUUUUGGAACCACCUUUUCUGGUGUUGCAUUUGCGUUCGCCACGAAUAACGAGGCAAAAGAAGACAUCAUCACAGAAUGGCCCGGUGCUGGUUCAUACACGAAACAGAAGAUCCCCACGGUGCUCUACUAUGACCAGUAUCAGAAAGUUGUUGGCUGGGGCCCCGAUAUUGCCGAUGCCCUCGCCCCGACUGGCUAUCCCAAGGCUGGCGUGCAGAAGGUGGAAUGGUUCAAGCUGCAGCUGAUGCUGUCUGGAAAUACGUACAUCGACCCCAUCAACCUGCCGCCCUUGCCUCCUGGAAAGUCGGAGAUCGACGUCGCCGCCGACUACCUCUUCAAGCUGCGUCAGGCCAUGCGUUCUGCCUUGCAAAAGACGCUCGGCGAGGCUGCCACCCGUGCUGCUGCGAUCCAGGCCGGCUUCCUGCGUGACGAGAACGACAACCGUCUGACCCUGGUCAGCGAACCCGAGGCUGCUGCCCUCUUCUGUUCCAAGACGGGCCUGCUGAACCUCAAGGUUCACGACGCUGUACUGAUCGUCGAUUGCGGUGGUGGCACCGUCGAUCUGAUCGCCUACGAGGUGGAAGAGGAAAACCCCUUUACUGUCGCCGAGUGCACGGCUGGUUCCGGCGACUCGUGCGGCUCCACAGCGCUGAACCGGAACUUCAGCAACAUUUUGCGCACCAAGAUCCGCAAGAUGAAGCUGCCCGAUGGGUCCAAGAUGGCCGGCCGUGUCUACGCCAAGUGCAUCAUGGACUUCGAGAACCGCAUUAAAGCGGACUUCCGCAACAACGGCCAGAAAUGGGCUGUCGAUGUCGGCAUCGAGGCCGAGUUCCCCGAGGCCGGCAUCGAGGAGGGCUACAUGACCUUUACCAACGAAGAGAUUCUGCAAUGCUUUGAGCCCGUUGUUAAUCGCAUUCUCGAGCUUGUCCGCAACCAGAUCAUCGCCAUCCAGGCCCAGAACCGGACACUCCAGAACAUUCUGGUCGUCGGUGGUUUCGGAGCCUCGGAGUUUCUGUUCCAGCAGAUCAAGCUGCACGUGCCACCACAGUUCCAGUCCAAGGUCGUCCGGCCCAUGGACUCCGUUGCUGCCAUUGUCAAGGGUGCCGUAACGGCUGGUAUCACCGAGCGGGUUGUUACCCAGCGUGUGGCCCGUCGCCACUAUCUCAUGGCCACGCUGCAGCCCUUCAAGGAGGGCUACCACCCAGAGGCCUACCGCGUGCCGUCGCUCGACGGCAAGGACCGCUGCAAGUUUACGCGGCAAAUAUUUGUCCAGAAGGGGCAGAAGGUCAAGAUUGGCGAGCCGGUCAAGGUUUCGUUUUUCCGCCAGGUCGCGCCAGGUGCUACGCUCAUGUACGAGGACAUUCUGUAUGCCUGUGACGAGGAUGUGUGUCCCGAGUACACAAAGGAUCCCAGAAUCAAGGAAGUCGUCACGCUCACGUCCGACCUGUCGCGGAAGAAUCUCGAGAAGGACUUUGAGCGUAUGGACACGCCACAAGGAACGUUCUAUCGGGUGUAUUUCGACAUUUAUCUGACGCUGGACGGCUCCGAAUUCAGUGCCGAGCUGGUGUGCCAAGGGGAGGUCAUGGGUCGUUGCCGUUCUCGCUUCCGGUGA